This is a messenger RNA of Metopolophium dirhodum (rose-grain aphid), 425 nucleotides long. RefSeq names its product small ribosomal subunit protein eS21-like. Gene Ontology annotation, biological process: endonucleolytic cleavage in ITS1 to separate SSU-rRNA from 5.8S rRNA and LSU-rRNA from tricistronic rRNA transcript (SSU-rRNA, 5.8S rRNA, LSU-rRNA); endonucleolytic cleavage to generate mature 3'-end of SSU-rRNA from (SSU-rRNA, 5.8S rRNA, LSU-rRNA); translation. The transcript is spliced from 4 exons. The coding region runs from base 113 to 364 and encodes 83 amino acids. Gene Ontology annotation, molecular function: structural constituent of ribosome. Lineage: Eukaryota; Metazoa; Arthropoda; Insecta; Hemiptera; Aphididae. The record is from RefSeq and is a predicted model, not a curated record. Gene Ontology annotation, cellular component: cytosolic small ribosomal subunit; ribosome.
UUAUCACUUAUUAGUGAAUGCACAUUGGAUCUUCCUGUCUUUUCACUUUACCUUCUAGAAAGGAUUUCCUCGUUGGACUUGAAAAUAUCCACUGUCAGAAACAGAAUUCAAAAUGCAAAACGACGCCGGAGAAUUUGUUGACUUGUACUGCCCGAGGAAAUGCUCUGCCAGCAACCGUAUCAUUCCUGCUAAAGAUCAUGCUUCUAUUCAAAUCAAUUUAGCCGAAAUCGACUCGGCCACUGGUCGCAUAACCGGAAAUCACAAAAUCUUGACCAUUAGUGGAGCUAUUCGUCGUAUGGGAGAGUCAGAUGACUGCAUAACGAGGUUAGCAAAAGAACACGGGAUUGUAGCUAAGAAUUUCUAGGGUAACUAAAGUUAUGACUUUAUUCUAUUUAAAAAUGUGAAUAAUAAAAAAAAAAAUACAA